Drosophila busckii is the source of this 4276-nucleotide messenger RNA. RefSeq names its product tonsoku-like protein. The transcript is spliced from 5 exons. Bases 47 to 4237 code for a protein of 1396 amino acids. Gene Ontology annotation, molecular function: protein binding. Lineage: Eukaryota; Metazoa; Arthropoda; Insecta; Diptera; Drosophilidae. The record is from RefSeq and is a predicted model, not a curated record.
AAAACUUGUUGAUAGUUUGUUAAUUAUUUCUUUAUUGUACCUUUUAAUGGAUGAGAAGCGUUAUGUGAAGCGCAAAGAGAAGGCGAAAUCCGAUGGCAACCGCGAACAAUUGGCGCUUGGCUGCAAGCAGCUGGGCGACUUUUAUAAUCAGCUUGGCAAAUACAUUGAGGCGGCACAGGAAUAUAAACAAGAGGCAAGCAUUUACGCGAGCAUGGGCAAGGAGCUGGAGACAGCUAGGGCAAAGCGCAUGUUGGGUGAAAUGUAUACGCUGCUAUGUGAAUAUGAUGCUGCCAAGGACCACAUUAAUGAUUACUUGAAAAUCGCUAAGCGGUUGAAGAACCAAGUCGAGCUGCAGCGUGCCUAUGCAACACUGGGCCGUGUACAUCUGCUGCAUGGACAAAGUUUGGCCGAGAGUAAAGCAUCAGCAGCUAUGGAGCAGCUAAAGAAGGCGGAGAAGAACUUUUUGCACAGUCUGCUAUUGAUUAAAGAGCUUACGGGACAAGUGACUAAGCUGGAACAGCUGGAUAUGCAAGCGCGGUGCUAUCUCAAUAUAGGCGUAGUCAAGGAGCACAUGGAGAACUUUGAAGGGUCCAUUGAGUAUAUUCACAAGGCGAUUACGAUCAGCAAAAACAACGAUUUAUUCGAAUUGACGCACCUUUGUUAUAUAUCCAUGAGUCUGCUCUAUAACUGCAAGAAGAAGGAUGCCGCAGCCGCUUUGCGCUAUUGUAAUUUGGCGUUGGAUGUGGCUAAACGGCUGCCGAACAAAGUAAAAAAGAUAUGUGAAACGUUGAUAACCAAAGCAGACAUUUUGGUAGUCGCUGGUGACUUUGCAAGCGUCAAGCAGAUACUCACCAAGGCCUACAAGAAGCACACUCCUGAUGAGAACGAUCGCGCCAGCAUUGAACGUUCAUUACGCAUUGUUGUCAAGAUCUGUCAAAGCCUGGACGAACUGGUGGUGACCAGCUCUGUAGACUACGGCAAGCUAAAGGAUUUGUAUGAGCGUCUAGGCGACGGUUGCUGUCAUCUUUUAAACUAUGAGAAGGCAUUAGUUUACUAUCAAAAGAUGCUGGAGUCUGCGAAGCUAAAUGAGGAACGUGGCAAGAGUCUGGUGCCCAUCUAUGUGAGCUUAUAUCAAACCUAUAAGGAUAACAAACAGUUUGACAAGGCUCUGGAGUAUCUAUGGAAGGAGUUUGAACUCAAUCAGGAUAUGCCCACGGAGGCGUUUACGACUCUUUGUAGCAUAGCUGAGAUUUGUGAGCAGCAGGCGCAGCCCUUCUGGACAGUGCAUGAUGUGUACCAACAGGCAUUGCGCCAAGUGUCUAAGGUGGAGCAUGAGACGACGCGACAGAAGCUGGAGAAGAUUGCCUUGGUGCGUUUGUAUAAGCUGCAGCGUAAGCACAACAUGCACCUGCUGCUGGAACAAUUGGAAGCGGAAGCCAAAGCCAAAGGUAUUGAUUUGUUGGCAGAGUCCUUUAGAGAGGAUGAUGAUGACGAUGAUGAUCAAGCAUUGCCCAUGCAGCAGCAGAACACGCCCGACUGGGGCGAUGAUAUAGAUCUGGAUGCGCUCACCGACUCAGAUGCCAGUGAUCUGGAUGAAAGCGACAAACCACGCCCACAGCGCACAACGCGUGGCAAUCGCUCGCUCACCAUUAAGCGUAAUAACAAGGGAGAGACGCAGCUGCAUCAGGCUUGCAUAGCAGGCAAUCUGGAGCUGGCACGUCGUCUUAUCGAGCAGGGACACACGGUAAAUGUGCGGGAUCAUGCUGGCUGGCUGCCACUGCACGAGGCCUGCAAUCAUGGCUAUCGGGAUCUAGUCGAGCUGCUGUUGGACAAAGGCGCAGCGGUGGCAAUUAACGAUAAAGGUGGCACCAGCUGUGAUGGCAUCACGCCCUUGUACGAUGCCUGCACCAAUGGAUACCUGGAUGUGGCCGAGCUGCUGUUGGAGCGCGGUGCAGAUGCUACAGUGCGCACAGACUACAAUGAAACCUGCAUUGAGGCGUUGGAUAGGUGGCGACAGUCCCAACAGUUGCUGGAUGGCGAGCAAGCGCAGUAUGCACAGCUGCGGGAACAAUUGCUGCACAAGCUUUCGAAGUUGGGCAUCUGCAGUCAGCGUCAAGCGGCGCCUUUGACCAAUGCACAGGCGCGUGUGUCUGCGAGUGAUACAGAUGAGGAGGAUGAGUUCGACUUGCCGCAGCGCCCUAUUAGGCGUAGCUAUGCUAGCAGUCCACCUAAAAGCAGCAGUGCCAGUAAAGAAUAUCGAAACGUUAUGGCGCAACUUAAACGUCCAAACCGUUUGGAUGAACCAAGUAGCAGCAGCACUUGUUCAGGCUCCAGCUCUAACUCCAGUCAAAUUAAACAGAAGCGCUCUGGCUUGAUGUCUGAACAUGAAGUGGAUGCAGACUGCUGGCUUAUCGACGACGUUGGUCCAGAGCGCAAACGCAAACGUUACAACUCUGGCAGUCUCAAUUGUCGCUCCAAGGAGAAUCUGCAGGACUCUGCUUUAAGCUGGGAAACAGAACUGCAAGCAACGCCGCCUGAACUGGAUGCUCAUCGUGUGCUGCUCGAGGCAGCUGGCUCCAAGCAGCAUCAGCGUUCUAAGAAUACACGCAAGCUUUCACUCACCCGUGUCUCCAGCAUGAGUAGCAAUCACAGUGGCAAGUCUAAGCACCAGGGCUCGCUACUGGACAGUGGCUUCUGUCGUUUUCGCAGCGAGAGUCCCUUGGGCAGUGGCGAGGAUUCCCAAGAUGGCUUUCGCGCUCAUGCAGAGCCAGAUUCCACCACAUGCGGCGCAGCCAUACAACUGAUCAUAUCACCCGCCAAGAAAUCUUCGCCUAUUAAGCUGCAAGCGCUGCCAGUGCUGGCAACAACAGUAUCCUUUAAGGUCAAGGUGCAGGAUGAGCUACUGCUGGUACCUGUGGAGCGCAAAAAGUUGCAGGACAUAAACAUGCGCUGGCUAGCAGAGGAGGCAGGCAGACGCUACAAUAAAUUAACUGGUUUAACACCUUUGUUGCGUUUAAAAACAAGUGAUGGAUUUGCCUAUGAAGAAAGCGACGCUGUCAGCGUGGCGCUGGAGCAAAACAUGCUGCUUAGCACCAUACUGGAGUGGAAAAUCUCGCCGCUUGCGCAACGCUAUGAGGAAAUGUGCCUGCAAUUCAAGAAAGAUGUGGACAACAAGCUCAAACUGCUCUUGGAACGCUCGCAGAACACACUCAAGCUGGAGUUGGCCAAUCUCUGGUUACUGACAGCUCAAAUGGAGCCCAUUUUCAAGGCGUUAAAUCAUCAGGCGCGUCUCACUGUGCUGGAUCUUUGUUGCAACUUCAUAGGCAACGAGGGAGCACAGCAGCUGGGCAAGGCAUUGCCCACCUUGUUGCAACUAAAGUCCUUGCUACUCAAGUGCAAUGGCAUUAGCUAUGAGGGCCUGGAUGCGCUGCUGUCGGCUGAGGCCAUGGAGAAGCUGGAGCACUUGUUGGAGCUGCAGCUAAGUCAAAAUCCGCUGGGCAAUGCCAGUCUGCGUACCUUAAACAAAUAUUGCAACAGUCCAGCUGGACGGGCUUUGACCACGCUCGGCCUGGCGCAGUGUGAAUUCAAUGAGCUUCAGAACUUCGAUCUCGGUUUUGAUCAGCUGACCAGCUUUGAUAUUAGUUUUAAUCAGCUGACGCAGCAGAGUGUGCAUAGAUUAUCGGAGCAGCUAAACACUUGUCGCUUGGAACACUUGAACCUUAGCUACAUACGUUGGCCAUUGGAUGAGCAAAGCGGCUUUGCCUUGGGCGAGCGUUUGGUGGCGCUGCUGGAGAGCGGCACAUCGGAGCGUUUUGUGCGUUUGCAGCUUGCAGGCUGCGGCUUGAACGAUGCACAUCUCUAUAAGCUUACCCAGCAGUUAGCCAAAGCCAAACAACUACAUUAUCUGGACAUUAGCGACAAUCCGCGACUCAGUGGCUUAUCCUUGGGCCAUGUGCUAACAGAGCUGCCACAUCUGCAUGUGCUUCUGGCCACAAAUUGCACGCACCUGUUGGAUGAUGUGCGUCUGCAGCAGCUAGAGCAACAGCCGCAGCUACCCAGGCGGCUAGAUUUAAGCAUUGAUGAGCAGACGUUCACCGUGCCGGAUGCAUUGGCGACGUUGAGCUCCAUUUGGCAGCUAAAGUGGGGCGAUAAGGCGCAGAUGUCAGCUCCCAAAGGAUCAAAGGGGCUAGUGCGACUUUAUGUGGAUGAGAGUGAUCUGCAAUGCGGCGCUGAAUAGAUCUUAGUAAUAAUUUUAUUUAUUUUUUAUGCUAUAAGA